This is a messenger RNA of Epinephelus fuscoguttatus (brown-marbled grouper), 2313 nucleotides long. RefSeq names its product CTP synthase 1a (gene ctps1a). The record is from RefSeq and is a predicted model, not a curated record. Gene Ontology annotation, biological process: pyrimidine nucleobase biosynthetic process; CTP biosynthetic process. The transcript is spliced from 19 exons. Gene Ontology annotation, molecular function: CTP synthase activity; identical protein binding. Bases 206 to 1984 code for a protein of 592 amino acids. Gene Ontology annotation, cellular component: cytoplasm; cytoophidium. NCBI's taxonomy places the organism in Eukaryota, Metazoa, Chordata, Actinopteri, Perciformes, Serranidae.
ACCGCAGCUCGGGAUCGUGCUCCAUACACGUGUAGAGUCAACUGGAGGAUAGAUGGGUCUGUAGGGGAGCACUGGCGCGAGCUAAAGCGUUGAUAUCUGGAUCGAGAUUUUGAUUCCGGCACAAGAUCUUGUGAACUGAUUCCGUCGUCGACGAUUUGUUUUGAGGAGCAGCUCUGACAGAAGAAUAUUUUGAUUCCAGAGCACAAUGAUGAAGUACAUCCUGGUUACCGGAGGAGUCAUCUCCGGCAUCGGCAAAGGCAUCAUUGCCAGCAGCGUGGGCACAAUCCUGAAGUCAUGCGGCCUGCAUGUAACCGCCAUCAAGAUCGACCCGUACAUCAACAUAGACGCAGGCACAUUUUCACCCUAUGAGCAUGGGGAAGUGUUUGUGCUGGAUGACGGGGGUGAGGUGGACUUGGAUCUGGGGAACUACGAGCGCUUCCUCGACAUCCGGCUGACCAAAGACAACAACCUGACCACCGGCAAGAUCUACCAGUCAGUUAUUAACAAAGAGAGGAGGGGAGACUACCUAGGCAAGACUGUGCAGGUGGUGCCACACAUCACAGAUGCCAUACAGGAAUGGGUUGUGAAACAGGCCAAAGUAUCAGUUGAUGACGAUGAUGUGGAACCUCAAGUUUGCGUAAUAGAGUUGGGAGGAACCGUUGGAGACAUAGAGAGCAUGCCUUUCAUCGAGGCCUUCAGGCAGUUCCAGUUUAAAGUGAAGAGGGAGAACUUCUGCAACAUUCACGUCAGCCUGAUACCACAGCCCAGCGCAACAGGAGAGCAAAAGACCAAACCAACACAGAACAGCGUCAGAGAGUUGAGAGGACUCGGUUUGUCCCCUGAUCUGAUCAUGUGUCGCUGUUCCACUGCUCUGGAGAACUCUGUCAAAGAAAAGAUCUCCAUGUUCUGCCAUGUAGAACCUGAACAGGUCAUCUGUGUGCACGACGUGUCGUCCAUCUAUAGAGUACCGUUACUGCUGGAGCAGCAGGGCGUGGUGGGCUACCUCAGCAGGAGGCUCAAUAUGCCCAUCGAGACUCGACCCAGGAAAAUGCUGACUAAGUGGAAGGAGAUGUCUGACAGGUCAGACAGACUGCUGGAGCAGUGCUCCAUAGCACUGGUUGGGAAGUACACCAAGUUUUCGGACUCCUAUGCGUCUGUCAUCAAAGCACUGGAGCACUCAGCGCUGGCCAUUAGCCAUAAAUUGGAGGUUAAGUAUAUAGACUCAGCGAAUUUGGAGCCGGCCACUCUGCAGGAGGAACCAGUGAAAUACCAUGAGGCGUGGCAGAAACUCUGCAGUGCUGAUGGCAUCUUGGUUCCAGGAGGUUUUGGUGUCAGAGGAACAGAAGGAAAGAUUCAUGCCAUCAGCUGGGCCAGGAAACAGAAGAAACCUUUCCUAGGUGUGUGUCUGGGGAUGCAGCUGGCUGUAUGUGAAUUUGCCAGGAACACACUCGGCUGGGCAGACGCCAACUCAACUGAAUUUGACCCAGAAUCAAAGCAUCCUGUGGUGAUCGACAUGCCAGAACACAACCCAGGGCAGAUGGGAGGAACCAUGAGGCUCGGGAAGAGACGGACCAUUUUCAAGACCAACAACAGUGUAUUGCGCAAACUUUAUGGAGAUGCAGAAUACGUGGAUGAAAGGCACCGACAUCGCUUUGAAGUCAAUCCAGAGCUCAAGGGCCACUUUGAAGACAAGGGCUUCCGCUUUGUAGGUCAAGACGUCGAAGGUGAACGAAUGGAGGUCAUUGAGCUGGACGAUCAUCCUUAUUUCGUCGGAGUGCAGUAUCACCCUGAGUUCACCUCUCGCCCCAUUAACCCAUCACCCCCCUACCUUGGUUUGCUACUGGCUGCAGCAGGGAAGCUGCAGAGCUACUUACAGAAGGGCUGCCGUCUGUCACCACGGGAUACAUACAGUGAUCGCAGCGGCAGCAGCACGCCAGACUCUGAGAUAUCAGAGCUGAAAUUGCCUUCAAUCUCUAAUGAGUGACUCAGAGCGUUACUGAUACUUCUGGAGUUGUUGGGACACAGACUUUGGACUCCCAGGCACUGACCGAGGCAGAUUUUUCCUUCAGUGAAGCGGACUACAGACUGCUGUGAAUGAAGUGUUGGGUUCCACCCCUGGAAUGAAUUGAGGCUCAGCAAGACUUGACAACCUGCCUCUUGGUAAUGUGCUGCUCCAGUGUAACUGACUUUGUCCACUCUGACACUGUUGUGGCCUUAAUGUAAAUAAGUCCUGUUACAUGAACGACAACCAUUUAUGCUUAUUCUAAACUUGUCUUCAUGAAUAGAAAAUGGGAAACAAUAAAGGGAUUCUCA